Molecule: messenger RNA, 1446 nt
Organism: Anastrepha ludens (Mexican fruit fly)
Lineage: Eukaryota; Metazoa; Arthropoda; Insecta; Diptera; Tephritidae
Exons: 1
Coding region: 1-1446 (481 amino acids)
Biological process (GO): DNA integration
Molecular function (GO): nucleic acid binding
Source: RefSeq, a predicted model, not a curated record
AUGACGGCUCAACGUAUCCAGCGAUGGGCUAUUACGCUCAUGGGGUACCAAUUUCAAAUAAAAUAUCGCAAAACAACAAAUCACGCAAACGCUGACGCAUUAUCGAGAUUACCAUCGGGUCCAGAUGAAGACUUCGACAAUGGUGAAAUUAACCAAGUUGUCGCUAUACAAACUCCAAUUGAUAUUGAGGUCAUACGGCAAAGCACCAACAGCGACAAAAUACUACGAAGAGUUAAAGAAUAUAUUCAGAAAGGAUGGCCGCAUAAGUUGUGUCCAAACGACCAGGAUCUCCGGCCAUAUUUCAAUCGUAAGUUGUCCUUGAUUACUCAAAAUGACUUGAUUUUAUUACAGAGUGAUGUCACACGGGUUACUAUUCCAUACUCAUUACGUGAUCAAGUUUUGCGUCAGCUUCAUGAUGGACAUUGGGGUGUGGUAAAAAUGAAACAACUAGCACGACAACAUUGUUGGUGGGAUGGCAUCGAUAAUGAUAUAGCGAGAAUAGCAGCUGGAUGCGAAAACUGCAAACUAGCGGGUUCAAGUGAUCUGCGGGAAUAUUCAAGCUGGCCUGAACCACAAGCACCUUGGCAGAGGGUUCACAUUGAUUUUGCUGGUCCGGUAUUUGGUUCUAUGUGGCUUCUGUGCAUAGACGCGUUCUCGCAAUUUCCAUUUGUUUACAAACUAGCAAAUACAACGACGGAAUCAACGAUUUUCGCAUUAACUACCCUUUUUGCUAGUGAGGGUUUGCCAGAAACUAUAGUAAGUGACAAUGGCCCACAACUUACGGCCGAUGCGUUCAAAACAUUCUGUCACCAAAAUGCUAUUAAGCACAUCACGAUUGCACCGUUUCACCCACCUUCUAAUGGACUGGCUGAAAGAUUUGUGCGUACUUUUAAAACAGCCGUAAAAAAGAACAUAGAUGACGGCUUGCAAGUAAAUGAAUCGGUUCUAAAAUUUCUUUCAUCUUAUCGCACUAUGCCAAAAGCAAAAGGCAUAUCACCAGCACAUCUUUUACAUGGUCGUCCUGCACGUACUCUCUUUUCGCAAAUGUUUUCAGUGGAAAAUGACAAAAAUGACUUUAAACAAACUUCAACCAAAUUUUCAUCUAACGAAAGUGUCUAUAUUCGCAACUAUGGCCGCGGAGAAAAAUGGUUAAAAGGGGUCGUGGACAGACAUCUUGGAAAAGUCAUGUACGUAGUAAGAACUAGUAUGGGCUACUUUAAACGACAUCAAAAUCAAAUGAAAUCUCGCCAUCUUAACGACGCCAAACCAGUUGAAGACAGCAGAGGAGGACCUAAUUCAGUUACCAAUAUAUUGCUACCUGAUACUAUGGUGGAUACUGCUAAUGAGCAGUCUCAGGAACAACCAAGAAGUCCACUAGAAGUGCGUCGAAGUGGCCGUAUUCGUAGAUCGGUACACCGCUACCAAGCUGAAGAUUUUCGUAAUUAA